GAGACAACCCAGCUAAAAGCCUUUCCAAGAGAAGAGCUACUGGGGAUCGGGAGAUGCCAUCGAAGCGCAAUUCGUCGCUUGCAGAGCAGCUUGCAUCGCUCGAUACACCGGCGCCUGCUGACUUUGAUCCAGAGGCACUCGAAGCAGACGGACCCGAUGAUGAACAGGAGGAUGGGAGUGCUAGCGAAGAGGACGAUGCAGAGGCAGAGCGGAGCCAUUAUGUGACGGUUGGCAAGUCCAAGCUUCGUCAAGAGCUGGAUGAACGGCCCGUUUCUGCUGCUUACAAGGGCACAAAGACGAGUCGCAAGGAUAUUUAUUCAGAAGAUGAGGAGGAAGAGGGUAGUGAAGGCUCAGAAGAUGGCAGCGAUGACAUGAUUCAAGACGAUGAAGAGUCUGGACAGUCGGAUGAAAGCUCAAACGAAGACCAAAGCGACUUUCCCCAGUCGGAGGCUUCGUCAGAAACGGAAGAGGAUAAUUCUGAAGAUGAGCGACAAGCGGCUGAGCUUAAAAAGAUGCUGGCCGAUGAUGAAAAGGCACUCGUACAGUCUGUCGUCAAGACAGCCACAGAUGACGCCGCAAAGGGACGUGCGGUGAAGAAGCAGCUCGGCGUAUACGAUGCUCUUCUCGACGCGCGCAUCAAAAUGCAAAAAGCAAUACAAGCAGUCAACAGUGGUCCAGUGACUGGUGAUACAAAAGCAGCUGAACGUGCCGCUCUACAAGUUCUUGACAUGAUAUCCAGUGUGCGGGCUGCUUUUGCCACUCAAGAUCUGCCAUCUCCUGUAACUCGCCGGAAACGCAAGCUUGCAGAAAUAGAAGAGCCAAGCAAUGUGACGCUUUCUGAAAUCUGGGAGAACCUGCAAGCUCAAGACGACGCCCUUGCGAGCUGGCGUGAUGCGACACUUGUCAAGUGGUCCAACAAGAUCCAGUCAGCAAAUGCCAUCGACCGCUCCAAAAAGUUCAAAGUGCUGCAGCAAGGUAUUCUGCAGCAGGUUAAGGAAUCGAGAUCAGACCGCGACAAACUCCUCCGUCGUACGCAAAUCAACAGGCAGCAAGGCAAUGCCGUGCAAGAGGACAUCUUUGACGAUGGCGACUUUUACAGCGAGAUGUUGAAAGAUCUGAUUGACUCUCGCAUGCUCGAUAGUGGUACUGCAGCAACAAAUACAGGUGGUGUUCGUUGGCUCUCCACAAAAGUCGCAAAGCAGAAGCGCGAGAAUGUCGACACACGCGCUAGUAAAGGUCGGAAACUUCGGUACCACGUUCACGAAAAGCUACAAAACUUCAUGGCGCCAAUACCUUCUGGUACCUGGCACGAAGAACAGGUGGAUGAGCUGUUUGGCUCAUUGUUUGGACAACGUAUGCGUGUCAACUCUGAUGAGAGCAGUAGCGAGGACGAGGACUUAGAUCGGCCGUCGGAAGCUAUCGAGGUUGGUGACGACUUCAAGCUGUUUGGAUAGUCCGCCGCGCCUCAUUUGCGCGUCCUUCCUUCUAUCACAUGUAGUAUACAGUAGAAUGCAGCAUUUCCAACCC
Protomyces lactucae-debilis is the source of this 1527-nucleotide messenger RNA. RefSeq names its product apoptosis-antagonizing transcription factor. The transcript has a single exon. Lineage: Eukaryota; Fungi; Ascomycota; Taphrinomycetes; Taphrinales; Protomycetaceae. Bases 54 to 1454 code for a protein of 466 amino acids. The record is from RefSeq and is a predicted model, not a curated record. Gene Ontology annotation, cellular component: nucleus; nucleolus. Gene Ontology annotation, biological process: maturation of SSU-rRNA from tricistronic rRNA transcript (SSU-rRNA, 5.8S rRNA, LSU-rRNA).